Molecule: messenger RNA, 978 nt
Organism: Amorphotheca resinae ATCC 22711
Lineage: Eukaryota; Fungi; Ascomycota; Leotiomycetes; Helotiales; Amorphothecaceae
Exons: 3
Coding region: 1-978 (325 amino acids)
Biological process (GO): fungal-type cell wall organization
Cellular component (GO): plasma membrane; cell cortex of cell tip
Source: RefSeq, a predicted model, not a curated record
AUGCGCCCGUCAGCUCUCUUCCCUUUGGCAUGCGCCAUCGUAGCAUUCGUUCUCUCAAUGCUCUGUCUCUUCGCCGGCCAUAAGCCAGGCUUCAUGGAAGAAUAUCACAUCCUCACCCUGAACACCUCUACACUUGGCCACAAUCUCAUCCCCACGACAACUUCCUCAUCCGGCUCCACGCCAACUGCCACCUCGAUCGGAUCGCUCUUCAGUAGUGUUGCCGACAACAUAACCAGUACGAUCGAGGGAGAUAUUGGGGACGACAUUAACAACAUCAUUGGAGAUGUUGCAGAUAAGCUCUCUGCUGAGCUGGGAAUCAAGCAGUGGUAUAGCAUGCACUUGAUGGAUAUGUGUGAGGGAACAUAUACACCGAAUGCCACUGCAAAGGGCGCUCACCUAAAUGUCACAUCUUGCACAAACGAAACAGCUAUGUAUCACUUUAAUAUCACCCAGCAACUAGAGAAAGAACUUGAGCUCGGAAAGCUGCACCUAAACCUCUCCGAUAUCGACUGGCCAAGCAACAUCCAACAAGAUCUGAAUGAUCUUGAUAUCGCCAUCGAUGCCCUCUUUGUCCUGUACUGUAUUGGCAUCGGCGCUGCCGGUUGCGCCAUCAUCGCCGCUCUAAUUGCUUUCUUCUUGCGCGGCUCACGGCUCAUCUCCCUUGGGAACUGGGGACUAGCCUCCAUCUCGUUCCUCGCUCUCCUCAUAGCUUCCAUCAUCAUCACGGUCGUGCAAAUCAAAGCCGUGGAUCUGAUCAACAAAUACGGUAAUGAUAUUGGCGUGUACGCAUAUAAGGGAGGCAAGUAUCUCGCACUUACCUGGGCAGCGGUUGCGCUCAUGUUCCUAGCGAAGAUGGCGUGGGUGGUGGAGUUUUGUGUUGGUAGGGCGAGGCGGAGCAGGGAGUACACGGAGAAGAGAGCAUCGGGUGGAGGAUGGAUAUCGAGACGGAAGAGGAGCGAUGAGGCAGCUCUGAGGUGA